Messenger RNA from Dromiciops gliroides (monito del monte), 918 nucleotides. RefSeq names its product charged multivesicular body protein 1a-like. Lineage: Eukaryota; Metazoa; Chordata; Mammalia; Microbiotheria; Microbiotheriidae. The record is from RefSeq and is a predicted model, not a curated record. Bases 1 to 918 code for a protein of 305 amino acids. Gene Ontology annotation, biological process: late endosome to vacuole transport; endosome transport via multivesicular body sorting pathway; protein transport. Gene Ontology annotation, cellular component: ESCRT III complex; multivesicular body. The transcript is spliced from 10 exons.
AUGACAAAAGAUGUGACAUGGGAAGAUGAGCCCCUCACAUCAGAAGGUUUCCAGCAUGCCACUCGUCGCAACCCUAGUGUAGGCCAUGCUACCUCAUAUCUACACCACUUCAAUAGCCUUCUGUUCCGCGGUUUCGGAGGCCCCAGGGCCUCUGCCCGGUUCGUCAUGGACAGUGCAGUGGUGAUGCGAGAGGAGGGCAGGCUGGGGUGGGGAGUCCGGCUGCAAGGCCUGCCGUCGGUUCUCUACAUUUUGUCUACGCAGUUCAAUUUGUUUAGCCCGAUGUCUGGUACCCAAUACCCUGUUCCAGUUGAAGUUCACAGCAAACAGUUGGAGAAGUUGGCCAAGAAGGCUGAGAAGGAUUCUAAGGCUGAGCAAGCCAAGGUCAAGAAGGCUCUUCAGCAAAAAAAUGUGGAGUGUGCUCGUGUCUAUGCGGAGAAUGCCAUCCGUAAAAAGAAUGAGAGCUUGAAUUGGCUUCGGAUGUCUUCCCGUGUGGAUGCAGUGGCCUCUAAGGUCCAGACGGCCGUGACCAUGAAGGGGGUAACUAAGAAUAUGGCUCAGGUGACCAAGGCCCUGGACAAAGCUCUCAAUACCAUGGACCUACAGAAGGUGUCUGCUGUGAUGGAUAAAUUUGAGCAGCAGGUUCAGAAUCUGGAUGUCCACACUUCGGUGAUGGAGGACUCGAUGAGCUCAGCCACCACACUGACCACUCCUCAGGAACAGGUGGAUAGCCUUAUUGUGCAGAUUGCCCAGGAAAAUGGCCUGGAGGUCAUGGACCAGCUCAGUCAGCUUCCGGAAGGGGCCUCUGCUGUCGGAGAGAGCUCUGUCAGAAGCCAGGAAGACCUUCCUUUCCCUCUUCCUCCAGCUCCCCAAGCUAACUCUGUAGCUGUAGGACAUUCUAGUUCUGGCACUCUGAUCUGA